Fomitopsis serialis is the source of this 339-nucleotide messenger RNA. Its product is annotated as eukaryotic translation initiation factor 4G1, eIF4E-binding domain-containing protein. The transcript has 2 exons. The record is from RefSeq and is a predicted model, not a curated record. The annotation marks the transcript as partial. NCBI's taxonomy places the organism in Eukaryota, Fungi, Basidiomycota, Agaricomycetes, Polyporales, Fomitopsidaceae.
ACAUCCAAGAAGCGGCGUGCUGGCCCUCUCGACCUUUCUUCUACUCGCAGCCAACCCGUCGCCCAGCCCCUCCCUUCCGCCCUGGCCACCGCGCGGACCAUUGAAGAUCUUGGCAGCGUGUCGUACCCCGAGGGUAUCAAGGGUCCCAAGGUCGAGCUCAACAUGAACGCCAAACAUGGCAAGUUCAGGUACGACCGUGACUUCCUCGUGCAGUUUAUGAAGAUCUGCAAGGACAAGCCUGACAACCUCCCGCCACUCGAUGCCAUCGGUCUCGAGCCAUCUGAGCAGGGUGCCUUGCUGUCUGCUGCGCCGCGGUUUCCUGGUCGCCUUCCUCCAUAG